This is a messenger RNA of Esox lucius (northern pike), 2418 nucleotides long. RefSeq names its product endothelial differentiation-related factor 1 homolog. The record is from RefSeq and is a predicted model, not a curated record. NCBI's taxonomy places the organism in Eukaryota, Metazoa, Chordata, Actinopteri, Esociformes, Esocidae. Gene Ontology annotation, cellular component: nucleus. Gene Ontology annotation, molecular function: DNA binding. The transcript has 11 exons. Bases 1912 to 2376 code for a protein of 154 amino acids.
GGUAUAUACUUAAAAUAAUUGUGUAAGUAGUAAAACAAUACAAAUGCAAACGGGGCAACAACAAAAAAAGUUUUAAACAUUUUGAGUCCCCCCUGCUUUGCCUCAAAGUGUUUUGGUCCACUGGCUGCUCCCUUUACCUCAGUCACCACCGACACACACACAGUCGGUGGCGGGAGAAAACAAAGUUUUCAGUAGUUGUGAAACCUCAAAAGAAACUUUGAGAAGAAGGAUAAUGGAACCGUCUCCAUGCUACACUAAUAAUAGAAACAAAGGGUCUUGCUACACCAUAGACAAUUUUCCAAGACUACCCUCUAAACCGGAAUCUUCUGGACAUUUUGACGGAGGAAACCAAAUAGAAGAUGUCAGGUAAAGCAAUCAGACCGGGCGAGGGUCUGAUGAUGAUGCAGGAGCUCGAAGACCGUCUGAAGGAACAGAUUGAUAAACUAGAGCAUAUCCGCCUCUCUGCUGCUGAGCUGAAAGACAACGUGACUGGGAACACUGGUGAUCUGAACCAGUCUAUUGCUGACCAUCUGGACUGGUUGGGUCAGCUGUCUGAGAGAGUGGAGACCCUUCAGAUGAAUACAUCUGUCUUUGUUCAGAUGAACCCUAAGCCUCGUACCUGGGGCGGGAAGCAGGGCUCCAGACACGCUCCACGGUGGAGCCGGCUCCACAGUCUGGCUGAUGAUGCUCAGUCUGACUAUGGCUGGUCCCCCAACCGAACACGUCGCAACAGCGAUGCUGCCUCUGAGAUGUCCUGCGCCUGGUGAUGUGUCUGUUCCAGUGGAUCAGUGGACUGGUCUUGAAUCAGUGUGUUGGCUGUACCGGGGUUCCGGAUUUGAAUUGCAUAAGUCACGCUAUAUACUAUACUGUAUAGUUGCAUAGGGUGAAACAAUCUGCUAAAUGACCAUGGUAAUACACCCAAUUACAACCAACCAAGCUGCCAAUAAACAUGUUUUAUGUUAUAUCACUGCAUAAAUAUGAAUUGCUAUCCACACAAUGAAUUGUUGCACAUUUCACUGUAGUGGUACAUUUUAAGAAUUAAUGUCUUUCAGUGUGUUUUUAUUUUAUUUAUUUCUUCUUUUGUAGUGCUCUUGUAAAAAAUGUAUAUUGCUAUUAACCAAAAGUUAUCAUUAUUAUUAUUAUUAUUUUUACUGCUGCCAGCUGUACUACAGUAACAUUGUAAGGUUGUUAUGAGAGCCUAGCUGAUCUGAGAGCCCUUACCAGAAUCUUUAGUUAAGCAGAAUUUCUUAAAAUUGUUGCCAACAUUACAUUUUCCUAACCAACAGGUAGGCUAAUCCACAUUGUAGCCUUGUUUAACUAGGAAACUUGAUUUCCUUUGUAUUGAUUUGUUCUUAAAAUACAAGCAUACAUAGCAAACAUAAAUCAACAUAAAUACCUACUCAGCAACGCAUCAUCCCUGGGAACAUCUCUUAGCUGUGGAAUAUUGGCCAUAUACACACCCACUCGUGCCUUAUUGUUUACUUCUACUACGGCUUUCACCCAAUCCGCAUUCAAGAUUCAAACCUCCCAGUUUAUUAUUAGAAUGUAUUAGGAAAAAAAAGUUUUAUAGAAUGAGGAUAAGAAAGCACUUAGGGCGUACAGAAGGUUGACAUCUCCCAAAAUUAUUGGGGAUACAUACAUUGUAGGGGAUUGCUUUUAGAAAGAGAAACAAUUAUGUUUUGCUGUCUUUAAAAAAAUAGGUAACAUCUCGCGCAGAAACAUUUUGGGCGGAGUAAACCUUACAUUUCUUCUCUGUCAAUGGAGUUUUAAAUAAAGCUUUGUAUUUGACAGACGCGUGCGUGUUUCUUACGAUUCAGAGCAAAUAAGGUAGCCUUACAGUGCCAGACGUUGUAAUACCCAGACAGCUAGAUUUAUUUUUGUAUAAAUAGUUAUCUAUCAUUCCCUCCGAAAAUGGCAGAAAGCGACUGGGACACCGUGACUGUCUUGAGGAAGAAGGGUCCGACUGCUGCCCAGGCCAAAUCUAAGCAGGAAUCAUCCAACAUCAAGGCCAUCACAGCAGCGCAGAGACGUGGAGAAGACCUUGAGACUACUAAGAAAUGGUCUGCAGGGCAAAAUAAGCAGCAUCUGGUGACCAAGAACACGGCCAAGCUGGACCGUGAGACGGAGGAGCUGCAGCACCAGAGGGUCUCCCUAGAGGUGGGCAAGGUCAUCCAGCAAGGCCGCCAGAACAAGGGCUUCACCCAGAAAGACCUGGCCACUAAAAUUAACGAGAAGCCUCAAGUCAUCGCAGACUAUGAAUGUGGAAAAGCAAUACCCAACAAUCAAAUCAUGGGAAAGAUUGAGAGAGCAAUCGGUUUGAAACUGCGCGGGAAAGAUAUUGGAGUGCCCCUGGAGGCAAAGUCCAAGAAGAAAUGAGUAUAAAGCCUCGAAAUCAGCCCCCCCCCAAUGUCCCCCAUG